AUGGCCAAAUCACCUCCCCUGGCCGUCAAUGGCCAUGCGGGUGCUUCGGUCUCUCUAGCGGACCCCCCGCCUCCUCAAUCCGCAUCGCCCCCUCCGGACAUCUUCAAUGCCAGCUCCGUCGCCGAGAUCAAGGCCACGUUGUCGCACCUGCACGAGCAAGAAGCCUCCGUCACAGCCCGUCUGGACGCCCUAGUCGCCUCGCAGAAGGAUUUCUCCCGUGAAUUCGGUCGAUUGGAUCUCCUACGUGCCCAUCUCGGCUCCCAAACCACCACCACCCGCGCCAUCAGCCAUGGGAUGCUCUCCGAUGCCGCGGCCACCGCAGACCGUAUCUCCAGCGCCGUCCGUCGUCUGGACCUCGAACAAUCGCGUGUCAAGGCUACCUUGGAGAUGGUUGAGCAGGUCGCCGAGCUCAAGGCCUGCGUGCUGGGCGUCGCCGGGUCCAUGGGCGCCCCACAGGACUGGGAGACGGCGGCCAGCUACCUCAACCGGGCGUCCAAGAUCCCAUCGGAGGUCGUCCAUGGUGCCUUCGCGGCGGAGAUGGUGCCCACCGCCGAAGUCCCCGAUCCGCCCAACGUCACUUUGGACAAUGCCGCCGAGUCGCUGUGUGGUCUGUUCCUGCGCGAGUUCGACAAGGCCGUCAAGGAGAACAACGGCGCCAAGAUCACCCGGUUCUUCAAGCUAUUCCCGCUGAUCGGCCGCUCGGAGGUUGGUCUGGACGUGUAUGGCCGCUACGUGUGUCAAGGAAUUGCGUCGCGCGCGCGGUCCAACCUCAACGCCGGCACCGGAGCGCAGGGCAAGGAUGGCUUCUUCUACGCCAACGCCCUGACGAAGCUCUUCGAGCAUAUCGCGCAGAUCAUCGACGGCCAUGGCGGCCUGGUCGAGCGCCACUACGGCCCCCGCAAGAUGAACCGCGUCAUCGAGCGGUUGCAGCUCGAGGCCGACGUCCAGGGUGGCAUCAUCCUCGAUACCUGGAGCGACGAGAGACACGUUGACCGCCGACUGACCGACAUCAAGUCCUACGCCUUCACCUUUCUCGUGCAGAGCUUCCUCCCCCAACGGAGCGGCACGCCCCGGUCGAACUCACCAGCGGCGCGCGACGCCGCCGCGGCUGACGACGAGGGCGUCGAUAUGAAAGAAAUCGACGGGCUGCUCAACGAAAUGACCGUCAUGCUCGGCCGCUGGUCGCUCUACUGCCGGUUCCUCACCGAUACCUGCAAUGUACAUUCAUCCCCUCCUUCCCCAAGCAAGAACAGUACUGACACCCUGCAGCCCCCAGAUGAAUCCGCCAAGCGCACCGCGCCACAGUUCCUCCAAGAGUCAAGCCUGGCGAAGAAAAUCAGCGACCGCCUCGUGGCCCCCUUCAACACCAUGACGACCUUCUUCUUCCGCCGGUCUGUCGAGAAGGCGUUCCAGCUGGACGAGCAACCCUCCGGCCUGACCCUGCACCCGCAGCGGCCGCUCAAGGCGGACCCGCCGCACAUCACCUCCGCCGUCGACGACAUCAUGUACAUAGUCAACAAGGUACUGCAGCAAUCGCUGGCGACCUCGCAGAUCGCCGUCGUCACCAACGUCGUGCCGACGCUCUCGCGUGUGCUCGGCUCCGACUUCAUCGGCAUGACCCAGCGCAAGAUGCGCGACGAAUGCUACCCCCGCGCCGCGGUCCAGGGCGGCCACCCGCCCGAACACCUCGUGCUCUCCUUCCUCGUGCUCAUCAACAACCUCGACGUCGCCGUCGACUACGUCCGCCGCAUCGUGCAGAACCACACCGAGAAGAAGCCUCUCGCGGGCCCCGGCCCCGGCUCGGACGGCACCCCCCAACAGGACGAGACGGACCCCCUGCGCUCUCUCUUCCCGGCCGCCGACGACGCCGCCCUCGCCGCCCAAACCGUGCACAGCCUCGCCUCCUCCUUCGAGUCCAAGGUCUCCGACCUCCUCUCCGACGGCAUCCAGGUCGUCUUCAACAACGUCGUCAAGCACCGCCUGCGCCCCAUCCUCGCAGACGCCUUCCGCGACAUCGAGUACCACCCGGACGCUGACAACAACAACCCCAGCCACGCCUACGACUCGCCCGAUGACGACGACGCAGGGGGCAAGGAGCUCGUGCGCCCGCGCUUCGCGGCCAGCUGGACCGAGCUGCUCCUCCCGCUGUCGCGGAUCCUGACGGCGUCGGCCUUUGACCGUCUGCUGACGGUGACGCUGGCGUAUCUGGCGCGCCUGCUGGAGAAGCGGCUGUGGUCGUACGCCGGGCGCAUCAACGCGCUGGGCGCGGCGCGGCUGGAGCGCGACGUGUCGGGGCUCGUCAGUGCGGCGGUCGAUGUCGGCGGGGCGCAGGCCGGCGCGACCGCGCGCUAUCGGCACCGCGAGGCGUUUGCGCGCUGCACGCAGAUGACGCUUGUUAUGAGUAUGGACGAGGACGAGUGGGAGGAUGUGCUGCGCGGCGGGGAGACGGCGGAUGUGUUGGAUCGGUUGAGUCGCGAGGACCGCAUCCGGGUGCGUGGCAUGGUGCGGCGGUCUGCGAUGUAUUACGUCUUUAUCCGCAAGACAGGCACUUUAGUCUACACAUGA
Messenger RNA from Aspergillus terreus NIH2624, 2565 nucleotides. RefSeq names its product Golgi transport complex subunit COG4. The record is from RefSeq and is a predicted model, not a curated record. NCBI's taxonomy places the organism in Eukaryota, Fungi, Ascomycota, Eurotiomycetes, Eurotiales, Aspergillaceae. The coding region runs from base 1 to 2565 and encodes 854 amino acids. The transcript is spliced from 2 exons.